Messenger RNA from Hordeum vulgare subsp. vulgare (domesticated barley), 1497 nucleotides. RefSeq names its product AP2-like ethylene-responsive transcription factor At1g16060. Lineage: Eukaryota; Viridiplantae; Streptophyta; Magnoliopsida; Poales; Poaceae. The record is from RefSeq and is a predicted model, not a curated record. Gene Ontology annotation, molecular function: DNA-binding transcription factor activity; DNA binding. The transcript is spliced from 8 exons. Gene Ontology annotation, biological process: regulation of DNA-templated transcription. Bases 1 to 1179 code for a protein of 392 amino acids.
AUGGCGAAGCCCCGCAAGAACUCCGCCGCCGCCGCCGCGAACGGCAACGGAAACUCCGGCGCGGCCGCCGACGCCGCGGCGGACGUGCGCGCCAAGCCGAAGAAGCGCACCCGGAAGAGCGUGCCCCGCGAGUCCCCCUCCCAGCGCAGCUCCGUCCACCGCGGCGUCACGCGGCACCGUUGGACGGGGAGGUUCGAGGCGCACCUGUGGGACAAGAACAGCUGGAACGAGUCGCAGAACAAGAAGGGCAAGCAAGUUUACCUCGGGGCGUAUGACGAGGAGGAGGCCGCGGCCCGGGCGUACGACCUGGCGGCAUUGAAGUACUGGGGGCCCGACACCAUCCUCAACUUCCCGCUGUCUGUAUACGAAGAGGAGUUGAAAGAGAUGGAGGGACAAUCGAGGGAAGAGUAUAUUGGGUCACUCAGGAGGAAAAGCAGUGGGUUCUCACGAGGGGUCUCCAAGUACCGCGGUGUCGCAAGGCAUCAUCACAACGGGAGGUGGGAGGCCCGGAUCGGCCGCGUGUUCGGCAACAAGUACCUCUACCUCGGCACCUACGCGACGCAGGAGGAGGCGGCGAUGGCGUACGACAUGGCCGCGAUCGAGUACCGCGGCCUCAACGCGGUCACCAACUUCGACCUCAGCCGCUACAUCAAGUGGCUCCGCCCCAGCGCCGCCGACGCGUCGGGCGCCGCCGGCCGGAGCGCGCACCCGAUGCUGGCCGGCCUCGCGGGGCAGGAGCUCCCCGCGAUCGACCUCGACGCCAUGGCGUUCCAGCACGACCUCCACCAGCAGGGCAUGGAGGACGGCAUGGCCGCGGAGGCUGCGGGGGCGCAGUUCCCGCUGGUGCCGGCCACGGCGUCCACGCUCGGCCACACGCCCACCACGUCCGCGCUCAGCCUGCUGCUGCAGUCGCCCAAGUUCAAGGAGAUGAUCGAGCGGACGUCGGCCGCCGAGAGCAGCACCACCACCACCACCACGUCCUCGUCGUCCAUGUCCACGCCGCCGCCGCCGCAGGCCACCAGGGACGACGGCGCCUCGCCGCAGUGCAGCUUCCCGGAGGACAUCCAGACCUUCUUCGGCUGCGACGACGGCGUCGCCUACACCGACGUCGACGGCCUCUUCUUCGGGGACCUGUCCGCAUACGCGUCGCCGGCGUUCCAGUUCGAGCUGGACUUGUGAUCGCGCCGGCGUGCGUGGGCCACUGGCCGGACUGAUGCGCGCCAUUAAUUGGUUUCUUCCAAUGCGGCCGGGGGGUUUUGUCAAUAGGAUAAUCAGACGGAGAAGAGACAAAGGACAGAGGAGGACAGAGCAAGAUAACAGACAAUUGUUACAGUGCAGCUAGUGAGGACUGAGAAUUAUUUCAAGAUUAUUUUUUAUUUUUGCCCUUUCUUUUGGUAUAAUCAGAGGUAUAGUGUAAGAAAAAGAGAUUGUUUCAUUUGUUUAAGGAUCCAUGACAGUCAAAAUAAGGAGCUAAUAUAUAUACGUAUAUUCACAUGA